Orycteropus afer afer is the source of this 1759-nucleotide messenger RNA. RefSeq names its product S-phase kinase associated protein 2 (gene SKP2). Lineage: Eukaryota; Metazoa; Chordata; Mammalia; Tubulidentata; Orycteropodidae. Gene Ontology annotation, molecular function: protein binding. The record is from RefSeq and is a predicted model, not a curated record.
AUGGAACGUUGCUACAGUUCGCGGGUCUAGCUGCGCGGGGCCAGUGCUCAACCCCGGGACCUGCAGCGCGCCAAAGCUGAAAUUCCAAAGCUAGCAGCUCCGCAAUUAAUGCACGUAUUUAAAACCCCCGAAUUGGUGGACGCCAUGCACAGGAAACACCUUCAGGAAAUUCCGGACCAGAGUAGUAAUGUUACCACCAGCUUCACGUGGGGAUGGGACUCUAGCAAGACUUCUGAACUGCUGUCAGGCAUGGGGGUCUCCGCCCUGGAGAAGGAGGAGGUGGACAGUGAGAAUAUCCCCCAGGAACUGCUCUUGAGCCUGAGUCACCCACAGAGCCCCCCACGGAAGCGGUUGAAAAGCAAAGGGAAUGACAAGGAUUUUGUGAUUGUCCGCAGACCCAAGCUAAAUCGAGAGAACUUUCCAGGUGUUUCGUGGGACACCCUCCCAGAUGAGCUGCUCUUGGGGAUCUUCUCCUGUUUAUGUCUCCCUGAACUCCUGAAAGUCUCCAUGAUCUGUAAGAGGUGGUAUCGCCUAGCGACUGAUGAGUCUCUAUGGCAGACCUUAGACCUCACAGGCAAAAGUCUGCACCCAGAUGUGAUUGUUCGGUUGCUGUCUCGAGGGGUGAUUGCCUUCCGCUGCCCACGGUCAUUUGUAGACCAACCAUUAGUUGAACAUUUCAGUGCUUUUCGCGUCCAGCACAUGGACCUGUCGAACUCUGUAAUAAGUGUGUCCACCCUCCAAGACAUUCUGUCUCAGUGCUCUAAUCUACAGAAUCUAAGUCUGGAAGGCCUACAGCUUUCGGAUGCCAUUGUCAAUAACCUUGUGCAGAACUCAAAUUUAGUGCGUCUGAACCUUUGCGGAUGCUCUGGAUUCUCCGAAUCUGCCCUGAAGGCUUUGCUAAACAGCUGUUCCAGACUGCACGAGCUCAACCUCUCCUGGUGUUUUGACUUCACUGAAAAGCAUGUGCAAGUUGCUGUGGCGCACGUGUCAGAGACCAUCACCCAGCUGAACCUCAGCGGCUACCGAAAGAAUCUACAAAAGUCAGAUGUCUCUACCUUAGUUAGAAGAUGCCCCAAUCUUGUCCACCUAGACUUGAGUGAUAGUGUUAUGCUAAAGAAUGACUGCUUCCAGGAAUUUCACCAACUCAACUACCUCGAACACCUAUCACUCAGUCGAUGCUAUGACAUAAUACCUGAAACUUUACUUGAACUUGGAGAAAUUCCCACAUUAAAAACACUACAAGUUUUUGGAAUUGUGCCAGAUGGUACCCUUCAAGUGUUGAAGGAGGCUCUUCCUCAUCUACAGAUUAAUUGUUCCCAUUUCACAACCAUUGCCAGACCAACGACUAGUAAUAAAAAGAAUCAAGAGAUAUGGGGCAUCAAAUGCCGACUGUCGUUGCAAAAGCCCAAUUGCCUGUGAAAUAUUUACUCAAGAUGGUGUCUCCUUUUUCUGUGGAACAGGGAAAAUAGAUAGGAAGCCCAAAUGCUGGAGCCUUCAACUGUUUUUAUUCCAGGUUUUUCUUUUGCCUUCAUUCUUGCAAUUGUCUUGCCAUUAGAGGAUGAUUUGAGAGAGAAAACUAUGAAGUAUUGCUUUUUGAAAUGACUAUAAAACCUUCUGACUCAGCCAUUCAUUCAAAAGCCUGAGUUGUAGGUCUUGAAAUUUUAGGAGAUUGAGCCUAUCAUUUCAAUGUCCCUUCAAAAGCAAAAUUUGAGCCAUCUCUUCAAGUGCCCUUCUUAUUAAGUCUGUUUAGAAUCAAGCU